Messenger RNA from Linum trigynum, 10898 nucleotides. The record is from the annotation of a GenBank genome assembly. NCBI's taxonomy places the organism in Eukaryota, Viridiplantae, Streptophyta, Magnoliopsida, Malpighiales, Linaceae.
UCCACAGACUACCACUGAAAAGGGACAGAAACAUAGAUAGCCUACCGCAUGUACUUUUAUUUUUCCCUCCUCUCUGCUCUCAACUCUGCCAUGGCAAGCAGCAGCUCACGUCCUAAGACUCUCUCUCUCUCUCUCUCUCUCUCUCUCUCUCUCUACUUAGCAUAUGAACAACGUUUGAAGCAAUCAAGAAUUGGGUUUGAGGGGCCUAGAGUGGAUCCAGAAAGUUCUAGGUUGCCCAUAUCUGUUUUGGGUUUAGGUAAUUGUUCCUCCUCUUCUAAUGGGUAUUUGUUUCUCUUUGUUCCUAAAUGGGUUCGUUUCUCAUCCUUUCUCAGAGAUUUGUUCGAUCCUGGUUUAUUUAUCAUCUCAAACCUCUCCGAGGAACGAAGGACACAAGCUCUGUAUAAGAUUUGAUGCACCUCUAAGUCUUACAACAAUGUUUACUGCUUGGUGAUUCUAUAUAUUACUUUUAAUAUUUUAUGUUUCCCUCUUCCUUUCUAAUUGCUGUGUUGCAGAGUAUUCCCCUCAUCGGAACCAAGCAGGUAACAUUUGCCAUAUAGUUGGUUUAACGGGGCUGACUUGCAUUCAUGACUCAUGAGUUUCAUCUUUUGUUUGCGAUUCACAACCUCCAAUUGACUUCGUUUCUGUGAUUUUUUGCAGCUGGUUUUUUGGACUUGAGGAAAUGUUGUUGGCUGAUAAAAGGAUAUUUUGUUAAAUGUAACUGGGUUAGAUGGGUUCUGCAAUGUUGGUGAUGGUUUUUUGUCUUUCUGUUACAUGAGAAAUUGCUAUCUACCUGUGUACUAAAAUGUGUUCUCAUGUUGCCAUGCUUUUUUGUUUGUGGCCUUCAGACCAUUGCAACAGCAGUUGGUUUGCUUUUGGGUUUUUACUCUGGUGAUUUUGUGCUUUGGUUGUUUGUGAGUUUUCCUUUCUUUUUGGUAAAACACAACUUUCUUUGUGGAAUAGGAAAUGGAGUUUUAGUUUGGUGUGGUAAUAUAAUUUAUAUUUUCCCCUGAUUGCACAGAAGAGGGGAAAAACAACAAUUAUUCAGUACAAUUUCUUAGGAACUGCAGAAUUGUAACCACCAGCAAGCCUUCAAUGAACUGUCAACCACCACCAUGUUUUAUUCUCCUUUCCAACUAACAGGUGUCCUUGAUGUCUAAAUGAUUGGUAAUGUGAUUCAAGCUCUACAGAAUUGUGAUGUGUAACUUUUAUUUUCAGGUUUAUCAAGGUGCAAGAUCGAUAUAGGUUAUGUGACCACAUUUGUUAAGCAAACUUUUUUCCUGCAGUUGAUCAAUUAGAAGUUUAAAGUUGAAUUUUACUUUUGGGGAUCUUCAUAAAAUGGUAUCUGUUCUUGAUCAGUUGAACACCCUUAAAUUCUCUGGACUUUUUCUUGGUUGGAUUGGGUUGUUAUUAGCAGGGGAAGAUUCAAAAUUUCAGCUUAUUUGUACCAACUGUGUAUUCAAAUAUUAUAUUGGCCAGUGUAAUUUACUACUUACUGUAAUUGAUUUAAUAUGCCCUUACACAUGGUUUCCCCCAUUUUUGAUUGGGCCUGCAUAGAUUACAUGGGUCCUAAGUCAUAAUUUGUAGUUUGUUUAUUUAUAUUAGGCAUCUGAAUGCUAAGUUGUGGCAAAGCUCAACUCUACAUUUCAGCCUUCUUAAUAUUGUAUGUUUCGCUUUAUGAGAUGCCUGCAGGCUUAAUACGAUUUUGCUUGGGUUUUAAGUAGCAAAUUAAUUAAUAUUUAUAGCAAAUAAAACACAUGAUGAUUCAACAUAAAAAAAAAUCGUUGAUGUAAUCUUUCUAUUUGCUGAAUAUAUCACAAGUCCCAGCGCAGAGCGCGGGCAUGAAUACUAGUUUUAGUUAUUUGUUAAGUUUUUUAAUUUUUAGAGAGAUUUUGCAACAUCUUAGCCAAAUAUCAAAUAAAAAAAAAAGUAGGGUCAUAAAUUAUAAGUAAAAGAUAUUAACUGACAAUAUGCAUUUUGGAGGUGAAAACGAAAAGUUUUUGUAAUUUGUAAGAACUCCGAAGUUAAACUUGCUAACUAUAGAACAAUGCAAGUCUCGGAAAUACCUUGAUAUGCACCCAAGGAAAAAAAUCAUGCUGAUUUAGCAAAACAAACCAUAUAUUGGCCAGAAAAAGGUAUGUUACAAGUGGUAUCGAGCUUCUCUGUGUUGCGAUAAUGGGGCAGACCUCAAAGAAGACAUUAAAUUCCUGAGGAAGUGUAUACAACACUUUAGUCAAAUCACAAAUCGACAAAGCACGUGAGAGAUUUAUGAUUUAUACAUAAGAAAUCAACAUUAUAUGCUGAAAGGAAAGAGUUCUUCUAACUAAAUGGUAACAUAGUGCCACUCUACCAAAAGCUUUAUAACUUGGAAAUUAAUUUGCCACCAUAAGAAGUCAAUUUUGACUAUUGUAUUUUUAUAGGUUUGAUUGUUUUUUUUACGAAAUAAAAUGUUUUACUAUUAAAUUAUUUUAGUCCAUUUAUUUUUAUUUUAGUUUGAUGUAUACACUAAAUUGCAUCAUGAGACAAAUAAUUGGAUGAGAUCACGAGAAGUUAAUAAUUUGACUACUAUAUUUAUAUUUCAAAAAUUUUAACUAUUAAAUUGUUUUAGCAUUGUGUCAAAUACACUAUCAUAAGAACUUAAUCGGAUCCACGGUUCCAACAGAACCAUUAUAAGUUAUAAUAGCAGUUCAUUCAUUUGAUUGUACGGUUAUAAUGGACCGUCUAACUGUUUUUAACGAUUUGACAUGAAACCAGUUGGACCACUCCGAUAUAAUUGACCCACUAGUUCACAAUUUCAAACACAGAAAAGUAAGAAAAUACUUUAACUUAAACUGAGAUCAUCUAACAUGUAUCACUAAUUUUAUUUAUGCUUUCUUUUCUUCAUUUCUAGCCUCCUUGUUAGUUUCUGUGGUCCAUUAUGGAUUGUCACCCUGAUUACUAACUUGCUUUACAAAAAAUUGAUUGUUUUUGUGAGAUGAUUUGAAUACUUUGUUAGAAAACUUUGGUGAUAAAUUAUAUGAAUUUGAAUUCGUUUAUAGUUAGUGAUGAUACAUUAGUAUAUUAUAUAUGUCUUUUAUAUUAUAACACAUGAACGGUUCUGUUAAUAAUUAACCAAUAAUUUAUAACUGUUAAUCGUUGAACAAUCAACCACUUACUUUUACUGUUCUAUUCUUAAAACAUUGGCAAAAAUUUAGGGAUGGCAAUGGGUCGGAUAUGGUGCGGAUACCCCCUAUCCGUUGCCCGCAUUUUAGGCCCGCGGGUAAUGCCCGUGCCCGCCCCGUUUGACUAUACGGGCAGAGAAUCCAUACCAAGCCCAAAACCAAUCGGGCUUCGGUGAACCCCACGGGUUAUGGAAUACCCGCCAGCGAGCCCAAAACCUAAGCCCACAAAUCAUCCAAUUCCAAAUGAACUCAAAAACAAAGGAAAAAUCAUUCAAAAAAUAACAGCCAGCUGCCAACAGUAUAAAUGACAAUGAACUGCAAACCCAAAACCUAUCUGAAAUCCAGCAAGUCUCCAUCUAAGAACUGAAGUCUAAAACCAGCAGCUAAAAAUAGUAUGCAAAGUGCAAUUCAGCCAAUUCUCAACUAAGAAUAGUCUAACAAACCCCAAAACAUGGGCACUAAUGAGGGCAUGAUAAUGCAAACACAAGAACAAAACCAUAAAUCAGUACUAAGUAGCAGCAGCAAGCAUUCUUCACUUCUUCAAAAACAGCCAGCAACACAGCAGGCUAACAACCCAACAUCAUUUCAGCAUCAUUCCAGCAACUCAACAUCAGUCCAGCAACCCAUCAGACAAGAGUAAUUCACAUCUAAUGCCUACUAGACAAUAUCUACAAAAUAUGACAGAUUCAUUCACAUUAAACACUUUAUUCUGAUGCAUUAUUAAUAAAUGGAAACUUAAACCUUAAAACACAAACCUAGAGCUAGUCCAGCAGGGUGAUGACAGCAGCUACAUCAUCCUCAUCACCUUUCUCCUUCGAACAGCUUCCAGGUCCAUCUAUUACAAAAUAAAAUGGUUAGAACAGAGCUGAAGCAUAAGUUAAACACUAGUUAUAGCAAAAAGGUUACCUGUGCACUCUUCCACCGAGGAAUCAUCCAUUGCCAUAGCUGAGAAAACCUCCUCUAAAGCUUUCAAAUCCGAGGCAGACACUACAUGGCAGGGAAAGCAAUAAUUAAUCGAUAAGAAUACUAACCAAACAAUGGAAAACACAACAAAAAAGUAAGAAUUCGAUUAAAACAAUCACCUUUGCUAUCAUCUUGAAUCCAUGUCCUCAAUAUCAUCAUGGCUUCUACUGUUAGGGGAUCAAUCCUGCUCCGAUGGGGGUCUAAAAGCCUCCCACCAGAACUAAAGGCAGAUUCAGAGGCAACACUUGUAACAGGCACAACAAGUAAAUCCCUUGCAAUGUCUUGCAAAAUGGGAUACUUAGCGCCAUUGAAUUUCCACCAACCAAGCAAAUCAAAAUCUGGUAUUCUAGGAUGAUUAUCCUCAGCUAGAUAGUGAUCUAACUCAGUUGUAACAACAGAUGUUCUGGUUUUUUCCUUUGGCUCACAUAUAGAUCAAAAUCCAGAUCUGUGGCCGAAGAAGGAUGAGAUGUAGAAGAAACAGUUGUGUUCUUAGAGGAUUUCCUCUGAUAUUCAACAACCAAAUCAGCAACAAGAUCUUUCACUCUAUCAAUCACAAGGUCAGAACCAGAACCAGUAAUGCCAAAUUUGUUUGCAUAGUACCCAAUCAAAUCCAAUUGGUACCGCGGAUCCAUCACAACAGCAACAGCCAGUAGCAAAUGAAUAUCAUCCCAGUAUUUGACAAACUUUGUCCACAUUUUUUCAGCCAUAGAAACAAUCAUCAGAUUAGGAUCAACUAACCAUUCCAUCAAACGCAACCUCAAGUCACACACCUUAGCAAAAAACUGAUUGGCUGUAGGAUAGUUUGAACCAGAAAAUACAGCAGUUAUAUCCUUGAAAACCUCAAGUUUCCCACACAAAAUUUCAGCAAACUCCCAAUGUUCAUUGCUUGGCAGAGAGUUGUAUUAAGGUUCCCUUAUUUUCAGAAUAGAGAACACAUCCUUAUAUGGGAUUGCAGCAGAAAGCAUGUCAUAAGUAGAAUUCCACCGAGUGGGACAAUCCAACACAAGUUUCGUAGAAACAGCCAGCUUAAGCUGCUGGGCAGUUGCAUGGAAAAUUUCAACUCUCCUAGGUGUGCAAGUCCAAAAUACCACACUAUCCCUGAUGUUCUCUAUUCCAUCUUUGAGAACAUCUAGGCCAUCCCUCACAAUUAGAUUAAGGAUGUGAGCAGAGCACCUCAUAUGAAGAAGUGUUCCAUCCCUAAUCAAAUUAGAAAGAACAAGCCUUUGUUUAACUAGAUUGAUCAUGGAAUCAUUGGUAGUACAAUUGUCAAGAGUAAUUGUUGACAAUGUCCUAUCAAUGUUCCAUGAUUGGAGGCAUUUAGCAAGCUUAGCAGCCAACCUCUCACUAGUGUGUGGGGCAGGGACAUAACCAAACAUAAUCAGAUGGUUCCGUUGUUUUCAAGAAUUGUCUAUGUAAUGGGCAGUAACAGCCAUGUAAGACCUUUUUUGAUUUGUGGCAAUCCACAAAUCAGUUGUGACAGCAAUCCUCCCUUUGUUUUGAUCCAUUACCCCUUGGAUUUUAGACUUCUCUAAACCAUAAAUAGUCACAAUGUCUUUUUUAUGGUAUUUCGGGUUGGGACUUUGAAGAGAGGGUUCAAGGUGCAGCAAAACCUUUUGAAGUAAAGGUGAUCCACAAUAGAAAGGGGAUACUCGUGCACCAAGAUCAUGGUGCAGAGUUCCUUUCUAGACACCUCACUACUGAACUGAUUGGUACUCAUAUCAGCAGUACCAUUGGCAUUGUAAUUAGCACCAAGAACCCUUUGACUCCCAUCGUGUAUUUUUUUAUGGACACACUUGUUCCUAUGAGUUCUAAGAUGAGAAGUACCGUUACUAGAUUUCCCAGCCAACACCUUCUUACAAUAGUUGCAUUUAGCUUUUAAUAUUCCAUUCACCAUCAGCCUAGUGAAGUGAGGCCAGACAUCAGAUUUUAAAGACCUAGUAGCACCUAAGGGAUGUUGAGGAAGAACAUCUUCCACAACAUUAUCAAGAUUACCAUUAGGAAUAGGAGGGGCAGCAGCAUCAGCAGGUGCAUUACCAACAUGUUCGGGUUCCAUCUGUUUGACAAAAGAAAUUAAACAUGUUUUAGAAAGAUGUCCAGGUGUGUUCUUAUUACUUAGUUCAGAGAAUAAGAAGGUUAGGAGUAGCCAACAUAAGGAGUUUAUUCAUUACAGAUUAGGUGUGUUCUAAUUACUUAGUUUGGUCAUUACAGAUUAGGAUUUAGAACUACUACACAAGGAGUUUCUAACUUAAGAAGAUUAGUAGUUUAACAUUGAGCAGACUGUAGUUUUUAACUUAAGAAGAUUAAGUCACUUUGUGUUUAACAUUACUGGAUUAGUGGAUUAGCAGUUUUAAACUUAACACUUGAGAUGUGUUAAGUUUAGCUUAGACCAAAUUAACAAAGUGCCUAAGUGAGCAUUAGAAUAUUACAUGUAGAUACAACAACUUCAAUUGAUUAUCUGACCAAUUACGCGACAAGUGACUAAAUCUAGCAUAUUGGGUUGUUCUAUGAACAACCAACACCAAACAAGGCUCAUCGACUUACCUCAACAGAGAGCAGAAUGCAGUUGAAGCACCAGCUGAUUGCCAAGACUCCCAAAAAGCAAGCUACAGAAACAAAAGAGCAGGAAAUGAAGGAGCAAGAAGGAUUAAAUCAUUAGCAAGCAACAAAAUAAGCAAGCACCAUGGAAAAAAAUGAACGAUGGGGCGGCCAUUAAACUUACUGGAAGGCUUGCGUUUCUGGGUUUAGACUGUUGCCUCUGUUGAUGAGAAUAGCGAGCAACAAGCUUCAAAAAGCCAAAACAAAGGAGCAAAAAUGAUUAAAUCAUUAGCAAACUAACCAAGCACCACCACCAGGAAAAAAUUGAACGAAGUACUGGGAAAUCAACUUACUUAGAAGAUUGAAUGAAUGACGGAAAGGGGGAUUUCGAGUUCUGGAACUGGAAGGCUUGCGUUUUUGAAUUUAGGGUUCGACUUCGAUAAACUGCAGAUGAACAAAACCAUGCAAUUAGUCACCUAUUUAUAUACAUAUAAGCAAAACUGGAUUAAGGAAAGAAAGAAUCGAAUACUUAUCUCGAAGUCUUGAUCUAGGAAAGAAUCCAUCUGCAUGCACGAUUCUAGUUGUGUGUUUCAUCGAUCGAGACAUUUUCGAUGACUGGGGGCUUAAUUCAGGGAAAGAUGCAGGGUUAUUGAUGCUGGUAUCGUCGAUUUUGGUGGGAAAUUAGUAGAGAAAGGAGCAGAUUUCGUCGGAAUCGUAGGGAUUUACAGAGAAAUCGUCGAUUGGAUGGGUUAGGGUUGAGAGGAAAUCGGGAGAGGAAAACGGCGGCUGCGUGGUGAAAAUGGGUUCUGCAGACCCUAACCCUAAAAUGGGGGUUUAUAUAUGGUGGGGGUGCGGCGUCGUUUUACUACGGGCCGGGUACGGUGCGGGGAUGUCAAAAUCCACACCCAGCCCGUCACCGUCUCCUGCGGGCCGCGGGUAAGCCCGAAACCGCCAACCAGCCCGGCCUCGCGGGUUUCGACUAGGGAUGGCAACAAAACCCGAACCCACAGGUACCCACCCGACCCAACCCGGUCAACGCGGGUAAAACCCGUGUUGACGGGUUUUGGGCCGGGUUCGGGUUUAAACCCGCUACACUAUUCACCGAGGUCGGGUUGGGUUUGGGUUUAGGUAAACCCGCCCCAUGGGUACCCGUCCACACACAUAUAAUUACUUUCCCGGUAUAUUUAAUACUCUAAAUAAUAUAUCUUCCUUAAACAAUUAAUAUUCUUCAUGUUUGUGGAGACAUAUAUAAUUUGUUGUUUCUAAUUGUUUAGAAUGAAGUUGAUAUUAUGAAGUGGAGAGUGAAGAAACUUAGUUGACGAGUAAGAAGCUUUCAAUUAAUCUUAUUGUUUAUAGAUGUUUAUCUUUAAUUUUGAACAAUUUGUAUUGAUCAUUUGCGGUUUGCUUGUAUGCUCUACAUUGGUGUUUUUUGUAUGAAUAAUUUGUAUGAGAAAAUUAAUGUUAAACUUUUAUUUUGAAAGAAACUUGUUAUUGUAAAUUUUUUACCACAAAAACCCACGGGUACCCAUGAACCCGCGGAUACCCAGCGGAUUGGGUUGGGUUUGAGUUUUUCAAACCCAGCGGGUUUUACCCCAGGUUUUUUUGGCGGAUAAACCCAUGGGUUUGGGUUUGGGUUUGACAAAACCCGCCCCAACCCGACCCAUUGCCAUCCCUAGUUUCGACCCAAUACACGCGGAUGGGCCCCGGCGGAUGCCCAAGGCCCGCGGGCCCAUUGCCAUCCCUAGGCAAAAUCCAAGCUUACCAUUAAAUUAUUUUAAGUAUUUUGCGAAAAUUUCUUGAAUUUUUUUCUUAUAAAAAAAUCCUUCUUCUAUUGCUUUCUUAUAAGGGGAACUCAAAAGGAGGCAAAAGAUUUCACCAACGGGCCAACAACACGACUAUCACCUUCUAAAAUUCUCUCGAUUCUCAAGCAAUGGCGAGAACCAACCAGGAAGCAAUCGAUACAUUCAUCAGCAUCACCGGCGCCACCGAAUCUGUCGCCGUUCAGAAACUCGAGGAGCAUGCUGGUGAUCUCAAUGCAGCUGUCAAUGCCCAUUUCACUGAAGGAGACAGAAGCAGCUUCAAUGCACCAUCUGUCCCUGCUCGCGAAGAUGACAUGAUGGAUAUAGAUGAUGAUCCAAUUGAAACUGCACCAGCUAGGAGACAUCCCUUGUCUCUACUCUCGGAUCCAGGUCUUACAAACCCAUUCUCACUCCUCGAUCCACAAUUUCCUAGAAGGUUGUUUGAUGGUGUUUCGGAUUUUGGGAGCCGUGCACCUUUUGUUACACAACCAAGACAAGUGAGAGAGAUACCGAUAGAGGUCAAGGACAGCUCUGAUUCUUCUGGUCGAUCAGGUCAUGGCCCUGUCAUCGAGGAUGUAACUGGAACUGACUUGGCACAUGAAACUGGCAUCCAUGGGACUGUAAUUAUUGAUGAUGAAGAAGAUGAUGAUAUUAUUCUUCCGGGACCCAAUGCAAAUGCUGCUGCUAACCGAGACGGGCAAGAUGUAGAUGUUUUAGGUGUCAGUUCUCACGAGGGACUCAGGCCUGGAGCACCAGUAAUUAAUAAUUCACUGGAAUAUAGCAAUGACAUAGAAGAAGAGAUGGUUAGGGCUGCCAUUGAGGCUUCAAAACGUGAGGCUGGGGAAUUAAGUGAUCCUGGACCUUGGCAAAGGCAAUAUCAUUCUGGUGACGCUGAAUUAGAACAUGCAGUUUCAUUAUCAAUGAAGGCAGCAGAGCAAGAAAAAGCAAUGCGUGAACUUAAGGGCAAGGUUGCAGCAGUAUCAGACGCAGGAGCGUCGUCUGAGCCUGAGACUAAAAUAGGGGAAUCAAAUGGAAGGUUAGAGGCAGGCGGAUCAUCUAUCCAAGAUGAAGUUGAAGAAGAUGUGGAGGAGCAACCUCUCGUCAGGCAUAGAUCAAGGCGUACUUCUUCUAGCUCUCUGGAGUUUACCAAAGAUGGAGGUACUGAGGCUGACCAACCGUCAACUGCCAUAGCCAACAACAAUGCAAGUAGUGAAACAGGGAUUAAUGGGAAUGCUUUUCCUACUGAGUGGGGUGGCAUUUCAUCUGAGGAACAUGAUGAAGCUGUGAUGCUUGAGGCAGCAAUGUUCGGUGGAAUUCCUGAAGCAUCUGGAUAUCAAUUCCCUUAUGCACCUCAUCAGUUCAUGCAAAGAGAAGGCGGCCCUUACCGUAGGCCAGCACCACGUCCUCCAUCACCUUCUCUGCAAGCUCAACGUUCAAUCCGUGAGCAACAGGAUGACGAGUAUCUUGCAUCAUUGGCUGCUGAUAGAGAGAAAGCUGAAGCACGUCGUCUGGAAGAGGAAGCAGCUAGGGCAGCUGCUCUAGAACAAGAGAGACUGAAAGAGGAAGAAAACCGUAGGAAGUUGGAUGAAGCACAGGAAAUCGAAAGACAUUUAGCUGCUAAGGAAGCUUCACUACCUCAGGAGCCAACUCCAGAUGAAGAAAAUGCUGUUACGCUCUUGGUGCGUACCCCUGAUGGGGCCCGCCAUGGCCGUCGGUUUCUGAAGUCGGACCGCUUGCAGUCCCUUUUCGACUUCAUUGAUGUCACUAGGGUGGUAAAGCCCGGCACCUACAGAUUGGUGAGGCCAUACCCUAGGCAAGCCUUCAGUGAUGGAGAGACGGCCUUAACCUUGAGUGAACUUGGCUUGACCAGCAAACAAGAAGCCUUAUUUCUGGAGUUGAUCUAGAAUAAUAUGUAAAAUGUCGAAGCUGUAGAGGGACGUCCUUCGUUAUUCAGUCGACUUACUAGUUAUUAUUGAAACAUUAGAAGUCGAUACAUGAAAAUUGAAGUUGGGCGGGGUGGGAAACCGGGGGAUCAUAUUAUGUUUUUGGGUUUUGCUUGCACAUAGCUGGAACAUUCAGUUCAGUUUGACGAGGACGAAUGAUUCAUCCGACAAUGUGCGUGGCAAUGAGCUAGAAUCAUGUGGUGUGGUGGUUUUGGUUGAUCAUGUACAUACCCAAUAAUGGUUUUUCCAGAUACUGGAUGUGGAUUUGGUGGGCUUAUGGAUAUGUGGUUUUUGGCUCAGUUCUUUGUAAGUUGGCCCGUUCUGAACCGAACCGACUUUUCGGCCAGCCUCAACCUGCCUGCGGUUAGAAUGCUCUGCGGCAGCGGUCAUUCCUCUAGAUUAUACCAUUCCUCGUCUGACAUUUUUACCGUUGGCUGCUGGUUAUUAUGUCAUGUCUGCCUGCUUUUUUAUUGGGGUCAAAAUAACAAUGUGAUCCUUCU